Cuscuta campestris is the source of this 1043-nucleotide messenger RNA. The record is from the annotation of a GenBank genome assembly. Lineage: Eukaryota; Viridiplantae; Streptophyta; Magnoliopsida; Solanales; Convolvulaceae.
AAAGAAAAAAUUAAAGAUGUGAGGGGCAUUUAUCAAUUUGUAAGCCCGAAAUCCAAUAGCCACUCCGGAUCGGCAGACUUCUCUCAUCAUCCAUAUUAUAUCUGUCCAGAUCCGCAGAUGAAGCGCCCUCAUGCUCCCGGUAUCCGCGACGGCGCCGAUCCAGCCCGGAUCGGCGAUUCCAAGAAGGCGAAGGCGGCGAAUUCGAUGGAGGGCGACGAGAUAGAGUGUGGCCGCGCGUUAGCCUCGGCGGCGAUGAUUGCGGCCGAUUACGUGCUAUCGGAUGUGAAUCUACUGUGGGAGGUGCUGAAGCGCGUGGACGGGCGUACCCUAGCGUCGGCGGCGUGCGUUAGCCGGAUGUGGAAACGGGCAGCGGAAGACGAGCGGCUGUGGGAGGUGAUGUGCCUCAAGGACGGCGGCACCGGCAGUCUGCAGCAGCGGCACCUCUCCAACGUGGUCUUUGCUCUUGGCGGCUUCCGCCGCCUCUACUCCCUCCAUCUGUGGCCGCUCGUUAAACCACCGUCUCCGUCAGCGCCACCCUGUGCCUGGCCUUCAUUGCCCCCACCACCAAAGCUUUCUCCGACCGAAUCGCCCGCCGGGAAGAGAAGGUGGGGAAAAGACGAGAUGAAUUUGUCGCUGUCACUCCUGUCGAUCCGGCAUUUCAAGAAGAUGGAUUUCAAUGAUCGCAGCAAACAAACAUGAUGAAUUUCAUUGAAAUCUGGGUGUUUUAUCUUUCAAUUGUAUUUGAAAUUAAUCGAUCUGUAUGUGAUUGUAUCAAAUAAUCAAAGCAUCAGAUCAGAGAUCUGUAAUGCGUGUAUGUUUUUUAGCUGAAUUCUUAUGAUUCCAAGAAUCUCGUGUAAUUUGUAAACAAUUGGAGUUUGAGUUAUUUCAAGAAUUGAUCUCUUUUUCUGGCUUGGAGGAAUUCACAAGCUGUCCUUGCUAGAAGAGGCAAUAUUAGCAAAGAGAAUUGAAGACAACCUUCCUUCAUAAUUAAAGGGUUCUCUUCAACUUAUGAUGAGAAGUUUUAAUGAAGAAUUUCAAUAAAU